CUCAACCGCGCCCCCGCCCUGCCCAGCCCCGCGAUCAGCACCCGGGACAGCGCCGGCCGCCCACGAGCUGGGCGGGGUCCUGACCCGCCUGCGUCUCAGUGUCUGCAGGAGGGUCCAGUCCCGCCCGCCGUUCGGCAGGGCGCUUGGGUGCCUCUGCAGCAAGGACCGCAGGACCCCGCCGCCAUGUUGCUGGAGCCCCCGACCCCGGGGCCUGCAGCUUCCGACGCGCCCCCGGAUUCCAGCCGCAUCCGCCACGGCGCAGUGCCCCCCUGGGCUCUGGCCACCAUCGUGCUGGUCUCAGGCCUCCUUGUCUUCAGCUGCUGUUUCUGUUUCUACCGGAAGCGCUGUCGCAGGCGGCUGGGCAAGAAGAGUCAGGCCCAAGCCCAGGUCCACCUUCAGGAAGUGAAGGAGCUGGGCCGGAGUUACAUAGAUAAGGUGCAGCCGGAAGUCGAGGAGCUGGAACCCUCACUGUCAGGGCCAGGGCAGCAAGCAGCAGAGAAGCAUGCGCUAGGACGACUGCAGUACUCACUGGAUUAUGACUUCCAGAGUGGCCAGCUGCUGGUGGGUAUCCUGGAAGCUGAAGGAUUGGCUGCCUUGGACCUGGGAGGUUCUUCGGACCCAUAUGUGCGGGUCUACCUGCUGCCAGACAAGCGGAGGCGAUAUGAGACCAAGGUGCAUCGGCAGACGCUGAACCCACACUUUGGGGAGACCUUCGCUUUCAAGGUCCCCUAUGUGGAGCUGGGGGGCAGGGUGCUGGUCAUGGCGGUAUAUGACUUCGACCGCUUCUCCCGCAACGACGCCAUUGGGGAGGCGCGGGUUCCUAUGAGCUCUGUGGAUCUGGGACGACCUGUGCAGGCCUGGCUGGAACUGCAGGCGGCCCCGAGGGAGGAGCAGGAGAAACUCGGGGACAUCUGCUUCUCUCUCCGUUAUGUCCCCACCGCCGGGAAGCUCACCGUUAUUGUCCUGGAGGCUAAAAACUUGAAGAAGAUGGAUGUGGGUGGACUAUCAGAUCCCUACGUCAAGGUCCACCUGCUGCAGGGCGGCAAAAAGGUGCGGAAGAAGAAAACCACCAUUAAGAAGAACACUCUCAACCCCUAUUACAACGAGGCCUUCAGCUUCGAGGUGCCCUGUGACCAAGUCCAGAAGGUCCAGGUGGAGCUGACCGUGCUGGACUACGACAAGCUGGGCAAGAACGAGGCCAUCGGGAGGGUGGCUGUGGGCGCGGCCGUGGGCGGGGCUGGCCUGCGGCACUGGGCGGACAUGCUGGCCAAUCCCCGGAGGCCCAUAGCGCAGUGGCACUCGCUGCGGCCCCCUGACCGAGUGAGGCUGCUGCCAGCGCCCUGA
Urocitellus parryii (Arctic ground squirrel) is the source of this 1344-nucleotide messenger RNA. The record is from RefSeq and is a predicted model, not a curated record. NCBI's taxonomy places the organism in Eukaryota, Metazoa, Chordata, Mammalia, Rodentia, Sciuridae.